AGAGUUGGGUUCAGUGUAGGACUUAUAUUUUUAAAGACUAUGAAGACCACAUAAGACACCGUUGGAUGAGCAUAACAACGUCCGGCUGAGAUUGUCCGCUGAAUUAAAACUUUUAUUAAAAUAAAAAAAGUAAUGACCGUAUAUCCAAAAGAUACGUAUGUACAGACAACAGUUUUCUAAACCCACUCCACGCGACUACAAUCCCGGAAAGCACUCUCGAGAGAAUAACCGUUACAAACUCAAAAUCAAAUCCUUUACCACGAAGAUCACUUAAGCACGAUUCUUGCAGCACGAGUCGGUGAAAACGUUGUUUAAAGGCCGGUUAUUGCAGCAUCAACACAUUCAAGCUCGCCCAUCAAAAGAGAUGUUCAGAGGAUUGCGUCGUAGUAAUCGGCUUAUUGAAAGCCCUUGGCUUCAUAACAGGCCGAAGAAGGGACCGGUUUAUAUCAAUUUAGAAGAGGGUCAAGAGAUUGUAUUUGUGCAUGACAGUUCUGGGAAGAAGGAGUUGAGUGAUGGCAGAGGUUUAGCAGCGGCUGUGAGUGAUAGCAGAGGUUUAGCAGUGGCUGCAGACAUGAUAAAUGAAUGGAAAUCUGCAGGGGUGGGGAACAAUAAUGACUUCAGUGAUGAAGAUACCGACUUUAGGACUCCGAUGGAGUGUUUUGAUAACAGCAAAAAAAAGGUUAACAGUGAGAAGGAUAGUGCAGCACUUCCAGAAGAAAGUUCAAAGGGAAUAAUGUUGAGGUCAGGGAAGAAAGCACAUCAUCAAAUGAAAAGCAACAAGAGACCAAGGCAGAGCGAGGUUGCUGGACAAACGAAGAUACGUAUAACUGAGACAAAUAAGCUUAAAACCAGAGCAAGUACUGCAAAAAAUGAUGAUCAUGGAGGAAAAAAACAGGAUACAAGGAUCACUGUUGGAGCAAAACGUGGGCGUAGAAAAUUAGCAGCAGAGAAGUCUAGUGCUGUGGCUUUGAAAAAAGAGAAGGUGAAGAAGACGAGAACAUAUGAAAACUACAUACAAAAAAAGUUUUCCCCUGGAAUAAUGAGUGAUGUUCUUGCAAACUUGUCCGAUGAACAGAGAAAAUGGGUGACUACAACCGGAUUUGGAGAUAUUCUGAGUUUUAGGCAGAUGUGGUACGCACACACGUUGGGAUACAAUGUUGUUAGUGCUUUCAAUAGCAGAAAUUGUAGUCUAGAGUUGAAAGCCGGUACUAUUGAAAUUUCAGACAAGACAGUGAGGAGUGUGCUAGGCUUACCAAUGGGAAGUGAGAUUAUUGAACCAGGGGAUAACGAAGAAAGGGUGAGUCUGUGGGGGGAACAAUUUGAAGGCUGUUUAGUUUGUAAAGUUUCCCCUAUGACGUUGAGCAAUAGAAUACAAGGAAAUCGUGAAGCGAACACAGAAUUCAAACUAAACUUCCUCGUUCUGCUGUACAACUUCUUUAUUGAUGGUAACCAGAAUAUGUAUUUAAAUCGUGAUGUCCUCCGAUACUCAAUGGAUAUAGACCACUGCGGGAAGUACAACUGGUGCAGGUUGCUUAUCGAAAAGCUUAGGGUGUCACAUGAUUACUGGUCAGCGGUGAAAUCGCGCUACUUUACAGGAUCUUUGACAUUCCUAAUUUAUUUAUAUGUCAGCACAUUGAGGGUCAAGGGAACCAUACAUAUUCCACCAAUGUAUCCAGCAUUUAGAGGAUGGUCAGAUAGGUUUUUACGUGAGAGGCAGAAAUUUGAAGCAAGCAAUGAUUGCUUUGGAGACGGUGAUUUAGUAACUCUGAAGGAUAAGGCAGAGGGAAUUACAAGCUCCACGGAAAUAGGGCUACAAGUCAAAGAUUCUGAGAGAGCUAGUGGUGAAGAUAAACAAGAAACUAUGGCAGCUGAGAAUGAAAACUUGGAUGCGAUGGACGACAGUGGUAGUAAGGGGAACCGUGAUGGAGACAAUAUCAGUGAUGAAGAGCUAGUGGUCGAGGAUUCGUUUACACUCCAUGAUGAAUGUAUAAAUGAUGGGUGGGAAGACGAGGAUGGCGACUUAAGGAAUUACUUUGCACAGCCUAGUGAACCUGCUGGUUGCAAUGCUACAAAAAAAGACGGUACAAGCAAAGCUGCAGAUGAAGAUAAAGUUAAAAGAAGUAAUGAAGCGAGAAAGGAAAGCAAGUACCUGGGAGGAACAUCUGAGUUAUUGACUAUGACAGAUUACAUGGCAAGAUUCCUUGAGCGGAUUAUAGAAGUGGUAUCAUGUGUGAAGAACAACGCGGACGUAAAUACUGAGGACAUCAUCAGCAAGGCAGUGCAAAUGAAAUCAACUGGAACUGUCGCCAAAAAGGGGGACUCUACAAAAUUGAAUGAAGAACAAGGGAAAGUUUUGGAAACUCCAGAAAUUGAUGUGACCAAAAAGAAGGAAAGAUUUCCGGGGGCAGACGACGUCAUUGAUACACAUUUCGAUGAGCAGAUGUAUCUAGAAGAAUUUGCUGAGAAACUGACACAACUGAGAGACCUAUUUGGGAUAUGCUUGGACAGAUACGAAGUAUCCCAUGCUUUGUACCCUGAUAAUCCUUUGAUGCAGGAAUUGAGGACCAACUUUGUAUAUUUUUUCAAGUUAUUCGGUGAUACUAGUCCGCUUUCAAAGAGAUUGUUUACACGUGUAGAAGCUGAUAAAGAUACCACCAAAACCGCGCAUUGCAAUGAUUCAACAGUAGUGCCGAGCUUCUCACUUGGCAUUUCACAAGUCACACCAAAGAAACUGGACAGUGUUCUGGAGAGCAUCGUGGUAGCUCAAGAGUGUGACAACCAGAAAAGUAGUAUUACUGAUAUCGUUCGGCCAAGACGAGAGACUAAGAUUUCUCAGAUUUGUAGGUCACCUUUUGUCAGCAGAGUGGUUGAUGUCAGUAGUCAUGCUAUCAGCGCGGAGGAAAAGAGAAUUUGGGAAUGGUUGUUCUCAAACAAAAGAAACAAAAAGGAACACUUAUUUGAGUGGAAUACAAGAAUGUGCACGAAGGCACACUUUCAGUCAUUGGAUUACAACAAGAUGGUAGAGGGCACUGUUAUUGAUGCUUGGACGUGCAUACUAAAUGAAAAUGAGAUCCUAAGAUCUGAUUCAUCUCCCAUGCGGCUGUUCUUGAACACGGAGACCACGUACGGCCCAAUGAAUAUGUUGGUGAACAAGGAUGAUGUUCAUGACAUAAUUAAGCGUAAAUGUGUAUUCGAUGACAAUAUGCAAAUCGUACUAGAAAUGGUCAACGGGAUCCAUCAGAAAAUUUAUAAUGUACAAGAAUUUGAUAUGUUUGUAUUCCCAAUAUAUAAUGCGACACACCAUUAUAUAAUUUGCUAUAACAUGAAGAAACCUAGCUGGGAAAUUAUUGACAAUAGAGUGCAGACAUCACAUUUUGGAGAAAUGUUUGGAGAUCUCCCGUUUCUUUUGCACGAUCUUUUCUGUGAUUGGAUUUCGCAAUACAAUCUACCUAAGGGUGACGAGAUCAAAAACAUGCUCCCAAAUGUCGUGAAAUUUGGAUGGCAGACAACUGACAACUGGAUGGAUUGUGGCGUAUAUGUGAUGCGUCACUUGGAGACGUACAUGGGAUCCUUGUAUACAUGGAAAGCUGGACUACGAGCAGAAGAUGGGAAAACUAGGGAUUUGCUCAAGAAGUUGAGAAUGAUCUACUGCCAUAAGAUUCUAACUUGGAAUGGAAACAAGCGGAGGGCGAUGGUAAUGCGCAGUGUAGCAACCUUUACAAAGGCCAAAAAGUCUGCAAUGUGACUAUGGAUAUAACUAGGUUAUAAGUUUUUAUCGGACGCAGGGUACUGAAUAUAUCUUUUAUUGGAUUUCUGUACACACUCGUUGACUUAUGUUCAGAUUUCGAACCUUAUGAAAUUCUAAUAUAUUGGAACUAGACUUCUGUCCAGAUGCAUUAUUUAUGUUAUAUUGCAUUGUUGC
Daucus carota subsp. sativus is the source of this 3922-nucleotide messenger RNA. RefSeq lists its product as uncharacterized. Bases 365 to 3745 code for a protein of 1126 amino acids. The record is from RefSeq and is a predicted model, not a curated record. The transcript is spliced from 17 exons. NCBI's taxonomy places the organism in Eukaryota, Viridiplantae, Streptophyta, Magnoliopsida, Apiales, Apiaceae.